CAGCAGGUGCUCAGGCAAUCUUGGUCUCUCCUCUGAAGCACAAUGCUGGCAACAAAGCUCAGUCUGGUGGCCUUGUUGAUGGCUGCAUGCUCGGUGUACACUGAUGCAAAGAGCAGCAUUGCCUGUGAGCACACUCCAGUCAACCUGACCUGUGAAACUGGACAGAUCGUUGUUUACGCGGCUAACUACGGACGAACAGACGCAACCACGUGCCCAGGUGGACCUAUUCAAACCACCAACUGUGCUGCCUCAAACAGUCUCUCCAUCGUGGCAAACAGGUGUGAUGGAAAGACUUCCUGCUCGGUGCAGGCCUCCAACAGCAUCUUCACUGACCCAUGCAUUGGCACCUUCAAGUACCUGAACAUCUCAUAUAGCUGCAUCAAUACCAAGAGCAGCAUUGCCUGUGAGCACACUCCAGUCAGCCUGACCUGCGAAACCGGAAAGAUCAUGGUUCACACUGCUAACUACGGACGAACAGACGCAACCACGUGCCCAGGUGGACCUAUUCAAACCACCAACUGUGCUGCCUCAAACAGUCUCUCCAUCAUGGAAAACAGGUGUGAUGGAAAGACUUCCUGCUCGGUGCAGGCCUCCAACAGCAUCUUCACUGACCCAUGCAUUGGCACCUUCAAGUAUCUGAACAUCUCAUAUAGCUGCAUCAAUACCAUUGAGUCUCGUGUGAUUUGCACGGAGAACACCAUGUCCAUCGUGAUUGAGAGGUCUUCUGCCAUUGGGCUGCACGAGGACCACCUGCGUCUCAACGAUCCCCUCUGCACACUCUACUCCAACGGCACCCACGUACUCGCCAACACGUCCCUCAGCACAUGUGGCACACAGAUGGAGGAUGAUGGGGAGAGCCUCAUCUUCAGUAACGAGGUAGUGUCCUUUGAUGACCUGACGGACGUCAUCACCAGGAGACACGACGUGGAGAUCCAGUUCUCCUGUAAGUAUCCGAAGCGCACCAACGUGACAGUCCAGUUCGACGCCCACCGGCCGCCCCUCACCUUCAUGCAGCGUGGCUUCGGCACGUUCACGUACCGCUUCGAGUUCUUCAGCUCCAACGGCUUCAGCCAGAUGCGCGACCCCAACUCCUACCCGCUGGAGUUUGACCUGGGGGACAUGAUGUUCAUGCAGAUCGAGUCCAUCUCCUCCAUCCCCAACACCGAGCUGUUCGCCGAGUCCUGCACCGCAGCUCCCAGCGAUGACCCCCAGGAGGCGCUGUCCUACCCCAUCAUCCAGAACGGGUGUGAGGUGGAUGACACGGUAGAGUUCUACUCGGGCCAUCAGUCGAAGGUCCAGUUUGGGAUGAAGGCUUUUAAGUUCAUUGGACUACAUGACCAUGUGUUCAUCACCUGCUCAGUGAUCCUGUGUGAGGCUGGCGUACCUGGCAGCAGGUGUUCCCAGGGCUGCACCAACGGCUCGGUCUCUGGACACCAGAUCCACAAGAGGGACGUCCCUGUCCAGACAGCCAGCCACUUCAUCUCCCAGGGUCCUCUGCGCCUCAGACGGGCCCUCGUCAACGCCAACAACGGAGCUAACACAGGAGUGGCCAACAAAGGCCUGAGUCUGAACCUGGUGUUCGUUAUUGGGGGUCUCCUGGCAGCUGUUGCUAUGGUGUGUGGAGUCCUAAUCCACAGGAACAGGAGCCCCGACAUCAGAUACGAUAAACUGCCCUCCACUGACAUCUGAGAUCAUCUCUGCUGAGAGUUUAACAAUCAAUGGGGGAUUUCCCCCUGAUUUUUGUCGUGUGUCUCCAACCAUCCUCCAUGAAGUGAUUUUUAUGAUCAUCGUGACAAUAAAGAUGCUCUUAGCAAUAUUA
Molecule: messenger RNA, 1819 nt
Organism: Alosa sapidissima (American shad)
Lineage: Eukaryota; Metazoa; Chordata; Actinopteri; Clupeiformes; Clupeidae
Product: ZP domain-containing protein-like
Exons: 13
Coding region: 43-1689 (548 amino acids)
Molecular function (GO): carbohydrate binding
Source: RefSeq, a predicted model, not a curated record